This is a messenger RNA of Puma concolor (puma), 1128 nucleotides long. NCBI's taxonomy places the organism in Eukaryota, Metazoa, Chordata, Mammalia, Carnivora, Felidae. The record is from RefSeq and is a predicted model, not a curated record.
AUGGUACACAGCCCUGGGGUCGUGAACUUCUCGGACGUGGCCGUGUACUUCUUGGGGGGCUGGGGGUGUCGGCGGCCAGCGCAGAGCGCCCUGUACCGGGACGUGAUGUGGGAGACGUACGGCCGCCUGGGCGCGCUCGGAUUUUUAGGCCCCAAAUCCGCUUUUAUUUCUUGGGUGGAAGGAGAGGUGGAGGCCUAGGAUCCAGAGGGUGAGACCCCAGCAGCUGUCAUCAGAGACGGGGGGGGGGGGGAAGGAUCCGGGGAUGACAGUGAGGAAAAAGAACUGAACAAGAGUCCAAAACAAGAGACGGCGCAUGAGGAAGUGUCUCUCAAGGAGUGGUUACCAUCCAGCAGGCCACCUGGCCCCAGUCACAAAGCCACCUGCCCAGAGCUACUGGACUCUGGGCAGAGCCCAAUCUAGCCUUGGUUCAAGGACAGUACAACCCACAAAUCAGCCUACGCUUGCCCAAACUGUGGCCACAACUUCAGCUACCCCUCCCUCCUGGCCACUGGGGAGCGGCCCUUCCGGUGUGACCAAUGCCAGGCUCGUCUCUCCCAGUGCAAGCAUCUGCUCCAGCAUCAACUCUUCCACACAGGUGAAAAGCCCCACUCUUGCCCUGACUGUGGGCAACGUUUCCACCAGAGGGGUUCCCUGGCCAUCCACAGGUGGGCUCUCACACCUGGGAGAAACCCCCCCCCCCAAGACUGCAAAAGUCACUUCACUUACCCCUACCUGUUAGCCAUCCACCAGCGCAAGCACAGUGGGGAGAAGCCUGACAGCUGUCCCAGCUGCAGCCUCUGUUUUGCCUACACCUCCCUGCUGGCUGGCCAUACUCAGGUGCACACAUACAGGCGCACACACUGUGUGGACUGUGGCCUCUGCUUUACCUAUAUCUUUCUUCUUCUCAGUCACCGGCACAUUCACUCUGAUAGCCCGCCCUUCUCCUGCCCACAAUGUGGGAAAGGCUUUAAGCGCAGGUAUGCCUUGGAAGCCCAUCAGUGGAUCCAUCGCUCCGGCGAGAGCCUGAGGGAGCAGUGGCCUGUGUUAGGGCUUUCAGAGCCGAUCCCUGUUUUGGGGCCUCCAGUUCAUUUCCGGUACUUUCCAGGUAUAUUUCAAGAAAGUGGGUGA